UUCAGUUCCGUGGACCGGUUUGGAACGGGUUAAAUUUAGGCUUGAUGGCGCUAAACUGCAGAGGUGUAUUUAUUGUUGGAGCAAAGAGAACUCCUUUUUGCAGUUAUGGUGGACCUUACAGAGAUUUACCUGCAUCGCAUAUUUUCGCUGAGGCGGCAAAGGAUGCUAUACAUUCGGCCAAUAUAAAAGCAGAAAUAAUUGAUAACACCGUAGUCGGGAACGUUAACUUUCUUAGUCAGUGCGAUGGCGGGAAGACUCCUAGGUAUUGUGGUACGUAUUCCGGAGUUCCUUUAGAUAGACCAGCGUUAGGAGUCAGCAAGGCUUGUGGUACGGGACUGCAAGCUGUUAUAACUGGUACUAUAGAUAUUUUAACAGGUUCAUCCAAAGUAAGUUUAGUGGGUGGGACUGAACUUAUGUCAUCUCUUCCAAUGUUGGUCCGUAACGUAAGAUUUGGGACCACACUCGGUGUCAAAUACCAGAUGGAGGACCAUAUAAAGAAACAAAUAAUAGACAGCUACUGUGGUCUAAGUUUGGAAGAGAUAGCUGAGCUUGUGGCGAAGAAAUAUAAAUUAUCAAGAGACGAAGUAGAUCAGUACGCGUUGCAGAGUCAUUUAAAAUGGAAAUUAGCUCAUGGAGAUAAUGUGUUCUGUGAUGAAAUUACACCAAUAAGUGUAAAGGCUAAAAAAGAUAUAAUAAUAGACACAGAUCAAAUACCUCGAUUAGAUUUAACCGCGCAAGAAUUAUCAAUUAUUCCGCCAACAGUAGACGACGGAACAAUAGUUACAACUGGCAACUCUACGGUUCCUGCAGAUGGUGCUGCAGCAUUGAUAGUAGCUGAUGAAGAAUCAGUGAAGAAGCAUGACUUAACACCAUUAGCGCGGCUUGCGGGUUGGGCGUGCGUCGGUGUACAACCAGAACAAGCUAGUUUAGGCGCCAUUCCCGCCAUUCAGAAGUUACUUGCUGUCACUAACAAAAAAAUACAGGAUAUCGAAUUAUUAGAGAUUAAUGAAACCACAGCGAUACACGCAUUGGCGACAAUCAAAGAACUGAAUAUAGACCAAAGCAAAGUGAAUGUGUGUGGUGGGGCAUUGUCGUUGGGACACCCUGUAGCCGCCACCGGAGCUAGGAUGGCAACACACUUGGUGCACCAGAUACGGAAAGGUAAUAGCAAGACGGCAGUGGCAGCCUCCAGCUGCGGAGGUGGACAAGGCGUUGCUUUGAUGCUGGAAGCAGUUUAAACAAUCUCAUUAAAUGUUUAUAAAAAAUGUGAAAAUCUAUUUAAAAUAAAAGAAUAAUUCCAGUAUGUUACUGUCUUUAUUUAUAGUUAACUUGAUAGGUUAAAUAUUUUCAUUAUUUCAGUUUCAACAUUUAUUUCCAUACAUACUGUAAAGUAAAGGAAUCCAUUUACUGACAAUCAUUAGGUUAUCAAUUAUUUUCUUUUUUUAAUCUAUAAUUAACCAUGUUUUAGUUAAUAUUUUGAAUUGAUAACAUUAAAACCCAAAGGCAGCAAUUUUUCAUUGAAAUUUAUUGAAAAAGAACCUUAACCAUCUCUUCUGUAUUUAUAACCAAGUGUCAUAAGUCUUAAUAUUACUACUGUAAUAAAAUAUUUACAAAUGAAUUAAAUUACGAUAUAACAUAAAUGAAAUGUAGAACACAUUGAGUGCCACCAACUGGCAUUGUAACUCGAGACA
Messenger RNA from Papilio polytes (common Mormon), 1691 nucleotides. Its product is annotated as 3-ketoacyl-CoA thiolase, mitochondrial-like. NCBI's taxonomy places the organism in Eukaryota, Metazoa, Arthropoda, Insecta, Lepidoptera, Papilionidae. The transcript is spliced from 8 exons. Gene Ontology annotation, biological process: fatty acid beta-oxidation. The coding region runs from base 45 to 1238 and encodes 397 amino acids. Gene Ontology annotation, molecular function: acetyl-CoA C-acetyltransferase activity. The record is from RefSeq and is a predicted model, not a curated record.